This is a messenger RNA of Symbiodinium pilosum, 2138 nucleotides long. Lineage: Eukaryota; Dinophyceae; Suessiales; Symbiodiniaceae. The record is from the annotation of a GenBank genome assembly.
GCCCCAAUUCGCACGCCGCGUUCUUUGUUGAAGCUGUCCUGGCAAGUGCCUCUAGCAACAACCCUGGCGUCUUGCCACUGCCUGUGGAGACCUACCCGCCUGAUGUGCUCGGCGGCGCAGCUGGGAAUGAAGAAAAUUUGGACGAAUCUCUCUUUACUGAUGAACUUACCGGCAAGGAUUCUGAUGACAGCGAUGAUGGAAGCUGUGAGAUGAGUCAAUCUGUCGAGUGCCCCGACAUAGAUGGCCCCGUCACCAUAGGUGACACACUUCUGCGCUUGCUGCAGCAAGAAGUGUCUUGCGCCUUGAACAGCAGUCGUCCAGCUGUCAGCCGGCACAUUUGCAAGCUUUGCCCAGCGCGCUCAUUCCCUCGCGCUGACAGGCUUCAGCGUCAUUUGCGGGCCUACCACGUGGAGAAGCGGCAGUACUGCUGCAGUGGCACGAAGCAGCUGCGCGUCAUCCAGGCGUUGUUUGACAACGACCAAGUUUCCAACCAGCCCUGCAAGCCCGGCUAUCUGCAGCGAAGCGCGCGAUUCCUGCGAACCUGCGCGCCGGGUCUAGACCCGCAGGAGAACUCCGUAGACAAGCACAUUCGGCUUGUUCUAACGGAGAAAGGGCCUGUCUUCAAGCACAGAGCUUGUCUGCAGUUUGUCCGCCGUGUGAAAAACCUGUACUAUAGCCACGGCUUUGCUGAUCUGCUCUUUCAAGAGCUCCUCCUCAACCAAGCGAAGAUGAAGACAGCAACCUGCCUGCAAGUUAGAAAGGCUGCCUCGAGAAUCUGCGCGCGGCUCACAUUAGCGGGCUCGGAGCUCUGCAGUCUGCUCCCGCAGAAUGUGCGCCACUGGUGGCCGCUUGCAGAGGACGUCUUCAUGUCCGAGGCUGUUUCUGGGCAGCUGGACAGGUUAGGUCGCGCUGCUGUGGCUCAGAAUGAGUUCUUCUCCAUUAGCAUCGAUGGCACAAUGAUCCAUGCUUUAGUCGGGCAAGCAGACUGGAAGCUGCGCAAAAAGAAGAACACGGGUCAGGGUGACGCAGUCUACAGAGUGCUGACAGUGCGCGGGCGCACUGGCUGGGUGUUGGCUAUGGUGCCAGUCCCUGAUGAGCAGAGCGCAGUCAUAGCUCAAGCUCUAGAGGCAUCACUGCCAGCAGCUGCAUUCUCCCAAGUGCGGCUUGUGCAUACGGAUGAUCCGUCACCAAAAUUGCUGGCAGCGCUUGAGAAUGUUUUUCCGAAUCUGGCAUAUCUUUGCUUGGAUCCAACCCAUUUGCCCAUGACCUUUGAGUAUGGAUCCUCGCGAAAGCGCACUGCAGCAUCCAGAGUACUUCGCGCUAUGAUGGCCAAGUUCACAGCAGCGCCCUCUGAGAUGCAUGCGCCCGUUCCGAGCGUGCCUUUCAAGGGGCUAAAUGCUCAACCACUUUCACUGGCAGAGUCCAAUAAAAGAGACUUGAUUCAGACUGGUGGCAUGCCAGAGAGGAGAGCUCGCGAGAUUCUUGCAAGUUUGGAUCCCCAUCUUCCGUGGCAAAGCCGCUACUGCUUUAUAGAGGCCAUGGCAGCGCUGGCGCGUUUGCAUCCUCAGGAGAUGGCUCGUAAAAUUCCAGGCCCCAAUAAGACUGGGCAUCAGUUGUUGUUUAACGCGACGGCUCCGUCGCGGUUUGGUUGGUUUUUCAACAAUAUCCAAGCACGGCGGAUGCUUCCGGAGAGGUAUGCUGCCCUGCUUCCUUCAGGAACCACCUCCAACGAAGCCUUGCACGCAGAAGUCAAGGCAUGGUUUCGCCAAACGCAAGCCAUGCAUCGAAGUACGCUAAGCCUUAAGUUGCACAUAUUGCGCUUUGGCAAAGCGCUGCCUCACUUUCUGGCUCUACAGAAGCCGACAGUUCGCCAAAUUGACCCUGGCGUAGUCUUGGCAAGGGCAGCAGCGCAGUCUCCGUGGAACACGAAAGCGUGGUCAGAAUUUGCCCAGACGUGCGAAAAAGCUUCCCUUCCGUUAAACGAGAAGAGAAGCGCAGAGGUUUUGCAGGAAAAAACGCAUGCCUUGAAAAGGCCUGCCUCUUUACAGAAGCGGCCUGCAGCUGCAAAAAGCAGGCGCACACCGUUCAACAAGCCACGGAAGUCUGCGCUGCGGCUCAUGGGCAAGAAGGCAACAUGA